UUGAUGACGUCAAUUGUGCGACUUAAGUCAUGCCUUCCUGCAGUUGUAUUUAGCCAUGAAGUGUUGAAGUUGUAAAGAACCUGAAUUAGUUUUUCAAACGGGAUAUUGUGAGUCUCAUUUAUAUUUUCAUAAUUCAAAUUUUAAUGCUCUGUAGCGCUAAGGAGAGCGUCUCAGUUGGCUUUAAAUAACUACUGACAUUUAGAGACAGAAAGGUUAGCUGGCUAGUCUCAUUUCUAGGUUAUUGAUUCAUGUUCCCAGCUGCUGGGUCAGGUUUGUGGUUAGUUGGGUUGGGGAAAAUAAAGGGGUAUAGCUUUAUUUACAAAUGAGAAGCUGAGUAAGAAGUAUUUUUACGUUAGUUUCUCAUAAGCCCAGAGAUUAAACAUCCCAGCAUGAGUUCCACCUUGAUAUUAAAAGCCAGAAUAUGUCAGAAGUCCUUACAGCCUUUCAUCCACCAAGCACGUCCAGCUGUCUUCACACUGUCUAAGUCCUCACAGCUGCCUCCCUCAGCACGCUUUCUGUGCACCAGAGACCCCAACCAGACGGACAGAAAGACCAGAGGACAGACUGAUGGACAGUCUGGAAUUAAAAACAGUGCCAUCAGACAGGAGAAAGGGAGAUUAUGGGAUGAUGCUGUAGAUGGAAGAGGUAAGAGCUCCACCUUUCGGCAGAGGACUUCCUUCCCCAAGUCUGUGUUUGCUGCUGGAACAGCAAAGAGGACGGCAGAGAUGCUGAAGAGGAAAGCAUCUGUGGCGUCUGAGGAAGAGGACGAGGACAAGCCAGAGCAGAGGACAACUAGAGGAGAAGGAAGGAUGCAGCCUCCUGACAGACCACUCCCGCCUGCUGAGUGGAAGAAGCUGAAGGAGUCUCUGGGAAAUCCACAGCGAUUUGACACCCAGAUGAUGAGCGCACUGUUCCACUCUGAGGAAGCGCUGGAUAUCGCAAAGUCCCUGCUUACUUUUGUUGCCAUGGAAACGGGCACACUGUCUUACAAGCUGUUGCUACGGUAUCUGACACUCUGUGUGCGCGGAGGCCAUGACAACGAGGUGUUCGAUGUCUAUCAGAUCAUGCAGGAAAAUUUCCCAGUUCUGGACACAGGAGCCUGUAGUCUGUUUAUCAAGUCCUUCAGCCGGACGGAGAGGUGGAGGGAGGCGAUCAGCAUCCUGCAGGAGGUGAAGAAGGUUUUUUCCCCAUCACCACGUAACUACAGCGACAUCAUCUCAGCGGCAGUGCAGCACGGUGAUGUGAACACUGCCUGGGCUCUCUAUGAUGAGUUAAUCGAAAAGGGACUGAGCCCACACUGGGACACCUGGGAUGUUCUGUUUAAGGGGGAGAGGAAGAGUAAGGAGGAAGGAGAGGCCAUGUCUCAGACUGAACAGCAGGAGAGGCUGUUGGGGAUUCUCCUGUACAUGAGGAACAACCAGAUCUACCCCCCGUACAGCCUCACCAGCAGCAUCAAAGCCUGGUUUGAGAGUGUCACAGGACAGAACUGGACAGGAAGCUGGACCAACGCCUCGCCAAAGGGAGUGUGUAGGUGCUGUGGGUCAAAGUUAGAAUCCAUCCAGCUGACUGCUGAGGAGUACCAACAACUGAGAGACCGAGUGAUGAGUGACAUCAUUGAGGGACGAGAUGUUUUCAAUAAGACCACUCCAGAGGAAUUGGAGCAGUUCAAGGUGUUUGUGAAGAGAAAGCCAGCGUUUGAUGUGGUCAUUGACGGGUUGAACGUAGCAAAUGUCAACAAGGACAGAAGCAAGCAGUCAGAGACGUUGUUGGCGGUGGUGUCGGAGCUGGAGCGUCAGGGCCUGACUAUUCUGGUGCUGGGGAGGAAACACAUGCUGCGGCCCUCCAGAUCCUGGGACAAACACAACAUGAACCUGAUCCAGCAGAAAGCCCACUGCUUCUUCACUGACAACAUUUCAGAGGAUGACCCCUUCCUGCUUUAUGCCACGUUGCAUUCUGGGAACCACUGUCGCUUUGUGAGCCGGGAUCUGAUGAGGGACCACAAGGCCUGCCUGCCAGACGGAGCCACCAGACGGCUCUUCUUCAAGUGGCAGAGGGGCCAUCAGCUGGUAGUGGACGGAUACGUCGUAGCUGGCAGGAGGGUCCGAUUUCAGAGUAUUCCCAGCUACGACACCAUUAUUCAGACUGAAGGAGACUCGUGGCACAUUCCCUACGACGACACGGAGGACAGGAGCACCUAUGAAGUACCACAGCAAUGGCUGUGUCUUACCAAAAAGCACUGAAAUCACACUUAGUUCACAGUGCCAUGUUUUUAAUCAAAAUGCUUUGAAUGUAGCUGUGGAUCUAUAAAUAAAUCCGUUCCAACUUUU
This is a messenger RNA of Amphiprion ocellaris (clown anemonefish), 2327 nucleotides long. RefSeq names its product protein only RNase P catalytic subunit (gene prorp). Gene Ontology annotation, molecular function: protein binding; ribonuclease P activity. The record is from RefSeq and is a predicted model, not a curated record. Gene Ontology annotation, biological process: mitochondrial tRNA 5'-end processing; tRNA 5'-leader removal. NCBI's taxonomy places the organism in Eukaryota, Metazoa, Chordata, Actinopteri, Pomacentridae. Gene Ontology annotation, cellular component: mitochondrial ribonuclease P complex; mitochondrion. The transcript is spliced from 10 exons. The coding region runs from base 390 to 2240 and encodes 616 amino acids.